GGAAUUCCUGUUCUUGGGAUCUCGGAGGUGACGAUAAAGCGGGCGCAUGCCCAGCCCAAACUUUAUGGUAUAAUUGCUCCGGAAUUGACUUCGACUAUUUGUAGGAGAGGCGUACACUCCCAGACAUAGCAACAGACCUGCUGGCUCCCGAGAAGCUAUAGCUUCGCUGCUUCUCAGACCCCUCGAAGAAUUCUUGUGGAAACUGCAACAUGAGGUUUGGGCGUGGGCGGGACAGUCCGGAACCCACAGAUCCGGUCUUCGACGAGGAUCAAGAUCUCAGCGAAGUUUGGCCACAGGUCGUGCGGCAGUAUGAGGACACCACCAAGAAGAAGCUGAAUAUCACCACCACGUUCAAGAGCUUCCAGCUGCAGAUUGACGCAGACAUCAAAGAGUCAACAACGAAAAGCCACCAACAUGCUCGGACUGUUCUGAACAAUGUCGGUACCUGUCUCGAGAAGUUUGGGAGCAUUGUCGCACAAGGGGCAAGUGUGGUCUUCGGACCAACUGCUCAAUGCUGGAAUGCGAUAAGCUUCGUAAUUCAAGCAGCACGCGGCUUCAGCGACAUGAUGGACGGGUUCGUCACUCUUAUGGAACGCUCAUCCGCCUUCUUACGACGCCUCGUCUACUUUCUGGAGCAAGAGGCCGGCAAAGAUGGAACCUAUUUGCCGCGCCCUCUUCGUAAGUCAGCGUACGAGAUUUUAUCCCAGUUUUUGGGUGUGCUUCGUUCUUCCUACAAGUUAGCUACCAGCACAAGAGAGCGAAUGAAGUCUAUGGCCGGAAUCAUUCUCUUCAACUCGAACGAUGCGGUCGCAGAGUCACUCCAGCUUAUGGAAAAUCAUAUCCAGGAGUUCACCAGAGCCGAGGCCGAUGUCAUACUAGUAGGAGUUCGAGGGCUUGCAAAGCAUCUCGUCAAAUCUGACGAGGAAAGAGCCCGCUACCAGACUGAAAUACUUGAAUACCUCCAAGCCACAUACAAAGUCGGUGAUCAGGUUCUGAGCGUUACUCAGCAGAUGAAGACUACUUUAGACGGUCGAGCCAAUAAGGACCAACAGAAAGAGAAUUUGGUAAAGAUAGCAAACAGUCUGGGACUGAAGAAGCCUGGGGACUGGGAGACUUGGACCAAGCGGCAUAGCGAGCUCUGCAAAACGCACGUAGAAGGGACAGGAGAAUGGCUCAGUCAAGACGAGCCUGCAUUCAGCCAAUGGGCUGAUCUGGAACAACACGACAAAAGGGUCCUUUUCCUGAAGGCCGACUCCGGUUUCGGCAAGACACAUCUCUUCAAUCACGUUGUUUCUCAUCUCGAAAAGAAAUGUCGGUCUGCACGCGGACCAAAUCAGGCUUUCAUCGCUUACUAUUACUACGGAGAUGAUAAAGAUGACUCUCUCGAACGGUGCAUUGGAUCCAUCAUAUAUCAGUUUGCAGCUGCAGAUGUUGGAUAUGCUCAAGCUGUAGCAGAGGAAUGCGCGCGACUCGCAAGCAUUGCGCGAGCUGAAGAUCGAUGGAAUAAUCUUGUUUCGGGAUUACAGCGUGCCAUGAAAGGGACUUAUUUCAUAUGUAUGGACGGUUUUGAUAGUCGUGGCCAGCUCGACACUGCAGAGGUAAUGAUGUCAACUAUCGCGGGCCAAGCUGCGUCUUCAGCCGAGUCGAAUGGGGUUUCCCUACGUCUCUUCGUAUCCGGAAACGAGGACGCGCUUUCUGAGGUCUCGCAAGGAGUCAAAGGUGUCGGUACCAUUGUUCUCGGGAGACGCAGAGACUCUGCCCAAACCAUGGAACGAGCUGGCUACAUACCAGAUAUAGCUCCAGACUCGCUGCCAAACGCAAGCGAUCUGAGAGCUGUCACAAGCGCCAGGAUCGAGGAGGUUUGCAAGACUAAACCCGGUCUGAAGGCCCUUCUUAGCGACGCGAACAUCGAGCUUUUGCUUGAAGGCAUACGCGGAAACUACAGGAACUUGGAGGCCAAGAUAACAGAGAUCAACGCCUGCGACACUAAAGGAAAAGUCCAAGAAGUCAUCAACAACACAAGUGCCGACAUGAACGCCGUCCAGAGAAACAGAAUCAAGACGCUGGACGCUCUUUUGACUUCACGUCAGGCUCAGGUGCUUAAUUCUCUUCUUGUGUGGGUUGCAGGCUGUAGCUACCCACCAAAGAUCAGGGUUCUUGAGAGCGUUCUCUUCUUUAUCUUUGGCGAGGAGUUUCUCCUCACAGAUCAGAUUGCUACUACCUACUCGCCUGUGCUCAUGAUUGAUAAAGAGGGUAGGGUUGGAUUCAAGGACGGCCUUAAGGAUAUCCUGUCCGCGAGUGCUCCCUCGGGAGCUGAAUCUGCAAUGUCUCAGUUGCAUGCUGAAGCGAUCACUAGUGCCGAAGUCGAACUUUGUCGCCGGUUCAUACGAAAAGCUUGUGAUGCAACAGAUUACGCCAGAUUUAGGUUCGAUGAUUUCUUUCAGGCCAUGGCACAAAAGGUACAUAUUCACCUCGAUGACGACAACACCGUAAAUGUAACCAUAAUCAGCUUGUGCAUCGAUGUUCUGUUCGACAGUCGAAAGGUCGGAAGCCUCGAAGCAAUGCGCGAUUAUGCUUCAUUAUGGUUUUAUGAGUAUCUUAAGAGCUUGGUCAAGGCGCUUGAUGAGUUUGAGCCAGAAAGGAAGUUCAUGACUGACAUUGGAGGCAAGCUGGUUGACUUGUUCUACGAUCCCAAAAUGAUCGAUAUGUGGUUCUCCAAGAAGAAUUUGACGUGGUUGAAGUACGACUAUCUGUAUUCAGAAGAGUUCCUUGACCCCAUCAUGGCAUUGCUGAAGAAUUCGCAAGUGGCCAAAGGCUAUGCAAAGGAUGCAGAGAAGAGCGAGUGGGCCAGAUCUGUAAUUUCCGACACCGCGAGCAAAUACUCCGUUCUAGAGCGCAUCGCAGCGCGGUUGGCGACCCAUUGGUUUAGUUGUUCGACUGGAACAACAGACAGAGAUUACCUUUGGAUUUCAUGGGGUAUUGUAGCCAAGAUAUCCAAACCGGAGAAACCUUUCGAAGAAUGGAAGCCGCCCUCGAAUACAGAGGUUGACGAGUACAUCGUCUGGGUAAAGAAGCAAAAGGACAUCAACGUCGACAGCGCUGUCUGGGACUACCGCGUAGGAGCUACAAACGUCGUCUUCGAGCAUUACAAAGAAGCCAUUGCUGCGUUGGAGAAAGCUGAAAAGCACUCUCAGACGAAUUGGGGUCUCUUUUUCAGUCUGGCAGAGGCCCAUGAAAACGAAAAGAACCAUCGUACAGCACUUGGGUAUGUACAGAGCUUCAAAUCGCUUAGCGAAAAGUUCCUUGAGACAGAUGAUUCGUACAAGGAAGCCUACUGGCUUUUGCUCAAGGUGGAAGGGAAUUGCUAUCGAGAGUGUCAUGAGUACAACAUGGCCGUGCAAUCUUUCCGCGAUCUUCUGAGCCAGGAUAUCAGUGAAGCAUCCGGUAUGAGCUGGCUUCACUUGCACGCUCUUUCGGGACUCUUCACAACCUGGACCGAUACGAAGAGUCCUCAAUCUAUCAUCGAUCUCAUUCGCAGCUGGAAAGAUGCGACAGCCGAAAAUCGUGGCCCGACCUACUGGCUACGAAGAGCAUCACAUGAACAUGCCCUCCAUACAUGUAUCAUUGUGGCCGCAAAGCGUGUCGGGGUCGUGGAAGAGAUCAUCGCUCUGUAUCAGGAGGCCAUCGAUUACAAACCGCUGGAUGAUCCUACUGUGGACGAGUCGGGGAUAGACAUCUCUGCUGAAGCAACCAAACAACUGCAGUACUUCCAAGCUGUCCUCAGAUUCCACGGGAGCAAGUCCCGUAAAGAUCAACACCAGAGCAUACAAUGCUGGGAAGACAUUGUUCUCCAAUCCGACGAGAACCCAGGGUCGUAUAUGACAGCAUGGAAUGCGACCCGCAAGCUAGCUCCGACUCUUCUUGACGUGGCAGUUGCUGAACUCGUGGAAGCUCCUUCGAGCUCUUCUAAUGAUUUCGCGAGCCGAUUGGAGAAGCUCGUCAACCAAAACACGACGAUCAUCUGUAACCUGCGUCAAGGUUAUUUCGACCCUGGCCUCUGUUUAGCAAGAUUAUACUGCAUCAAACAGAACCAUACUUCAGCUUUCACACAGGCGCGGGCUCGACUUUGCAGUGUCUUUGACAAGUGGCCUGAAGCUACUGAUGAUGCUUCACUUACUAUUCGGUUCUCGAACUUGGCUCAAACAUUGAAUGUCCUUGACAAAGAUGCUGAUGCUGUUGCAGCGUGGCAGGCGAUCGGGCCGUACCAACCGUCGAACGCGACGGAUGCGAAAGCAGACGCGCAAAGUACCGGAGAGCUUCCACAGCCCAACUCUGAACCAUCCAACACAAAUGGUAUGUCUGCGACUUCUGACAAGAACUCGAAAGACGGUGCAGCAGCAUCCCCACCAACCACGACUGCGAACAAGGCGUACCUCACAGGAUAUGGUUGCGACGGAGCCUGUGGGACAGAAUGGACAGACAUGUUAGCCGACUGUUGGGUGUGCAAGCACUGUCUCUGCGUUCAGCUUUGCCAAGGAUGCUACAAGAAACUUCUCGAAGACGACCUGCACCCUCUCGUUUGUAACAAGGAUCACAAGAUGCUCUUUCUACCGCCGUUCGACUGGGAGGCAUGGCGUAUUUGUCCAGCAGACAUGAUGGUUGUGGACAAGCAGCUCGUACCUCGAAAGGACUGGGUAGACAGGAUUCGCAAAGAGUACAACGUGCAACAGGAAGAGAUCGAUUUCGUCAAGACGGAGAAGGCCAGGGAACUGAAAGCUGCCAGUGUUAUUGCCGUGCGAUGGCGCAACAGGUUGCAGAGGAUCAGGGCCAGCAGGCCAACAGCGCCUACUCUCCGCCGAGCCAGGACGGUGGCAUAGGUUAUUGGUGCAAUGCUCAUUACGAGACAGCGCGACAUUGGGUUGAGAGUAGAAUGGGCGUUCGGCGGUGUGUCGAUCAAGAUUGAUUAUAAUCCAGGAUCAGUUCAUGUCAUUGCUAAGAAUACACGAUAGUUAUUGGACAUAGCACAGGCGCUCGUCUCUUCUUCUUCUUCUUCUUCUUCUUGUAUUGCUCGAGCGCC
Alternaria rosae is the source of this 5077-nucleotide messenger RNA. RefSeq lists its product as uncharacterized. The coding region runs from base 210 to 4877 and encodes 1555 amino acids. NCBI's taxonomy places the organism in Eukaryota, Fungi, Ascomycota, Dothideomycetes, Pleosporales, Pleosporaceae. The transcript is spliced from 2 exons. Gene Ontology annotation, molecular function: protein binding. The record is from RefSeq and is a predicted model, not a curated record.